AUGUCUUCAAUGCAUUUCGUUGUUCAUCCUUUACCUGGGACGGAAGAUCAAUUGAUAGAUCGACUAAGAGAAGUAACAGAGCGGUGGAAUCGAUUUGGUACUGGAGCUGGUUCACAUACACUGAGCUCCCUGCGUGGAGUGAGUUCUGUUGCAGCAGGUCCAGCACACAUUGCUUGCCUACUUGAAGAUGGUACUAUAUGUCGGGUUGCAUUCUCCAUUAUACCAGACCGUUUAGACUUGAGUAAAACUGAUGCAAAUAAGAACAAUGGAAAUGGUGGGGGUGGGAGUGGAGGAGGAGGCGGUACCAGCGGAGGGAAGCAGGGAGGUGGCAGUAGUGGCUGUGGUUCUAGGCAACAACCUCGAACUAGAGCCAGAAUAAUGAGAAAUUCAAUCAGAGCUGCUCCAAGCUCUCAAGGAUCUACAAGCCGUGCAACAGGUGUCAUAAUUGGUGCAUCAGGAUCAAACCGUGUAGUUUCUGCAGUGCCUGCUCCUUUUGUGCCUGAAGAUCUUGUAACACAAGCUCAAGUGGUGUUGCAGGGAAAGAGUAGAAGUCUAAUCAUUCGGGAAUUGCAGAGAACAAAUUUAGAUGUGAAUUUGGCAGUCAACAACUUGCUUUCGAGGGACGACGAGGAGGGGGAAGAACCUGAAGGUGGUGAAGGAGGAGAUGGAUAUGUUCCUGAGGACCUGAUAUCACUACUAGACGGCGGAUUCCACGCAAGUCAGCAGGACCAGUCUGUCAUCAUAGAUGCUGAUGCGAUGUUCUCCGAGGACAUCUUCGGGUACGCGGCUAUCAGAAGUUAUAUUAACAGUCGCAGUGGGGGUGGUGGAAGCAACGGUGGAAGUCGCGCAGGUGCCAGUCGUGAAGGCGGCAGCUCCGCUCAAGAUAGACCCGAUUUCAAUCGUUGGCGUGAGCGCCAGUAUUAUGGACCCCGCCGUUGGCUUGAAUCAGCCCUCCGUGACACGUCAUGGGAUAAAGAAGGAGUAGAAAGUAAAAAGAAGGAUUCAGCUAUGGCUGCUUCACCACUCUGGGUGUCGGAAGAUUUGGAGUAUUGGGACGCCAACAUUCGCUUCACCCACAUUGCGGCAACCUACAGUGAAUUAAUUGCAAUCUCGACGUUUGGACAAAUACAUCAGUGGCGCUGGGCUGACCCACACCCAUAUCAACGAAAUGACUCUAUAGGGAAUGGAUCGUAUCAUCCCCGUAGUAACUGGCUUGGAUUGGCUUCUGGUGAAAGAAUUAUAAGCAUCAGUGCAGCUGGUAUAAGAAUCUCAAUCUUGACUGAUGCUGGACGGAUUGCUACUUUCUUGGAUGAAUCGAUUGCUCACGCACCCGGUGCUGGUCGAUUGGAACAUCCUCUGCAGACAUUUACCGAGUUUGGAGCAGAUAAACCGAUCUCUCUUCAUGUGUGUUCGUUAUACACUGUUGCAAGAUUAGAAUCAGGAACACUAUAUUGGUGGGGUGUACUGCCACUUGGACAACGAGCACGUUUAUGGGAAAAACACCGAGCCCGUUCUCGCAAACAGCAGCGUGGUCAUUCAUCUGCCACUCCCCAAGAUCUUCAAGCUGGACAAAGCGUAACUAUGAAGAACGCGCCUAUGUACCAACCGGGGGCUAUCGGAUUUAAUAUGUCAACUGGAGUGCCCAAGGUAGGCAUUCUACAAAACGCAGCCUGGAAUUUAUCAGACACAUGCCGUUUUAAACUCUUGCCUCCACCUCAGCCAGAUCGGUCCAUAUCUGAAAAAGAUAAAAGAGAUUUACAGAACCAAUCUCCAUUGACUGUGUCAUCAGUGAAGGCUUCUUCAUCAAAUAAUACAUCUAAAGAUACGGCUAAGGAUAGUAAUAAAGAUAUGGCAGAUCGCUUGGACAUGCCUCCUCCACCUAGUCCAGCAUCAUCUACGUGUAGUGACACUAGCACAUCACACAAGAGAGCAAAGCGGGUGACAGUACGCGGGGAAGAGGGUUCCUCGAACGACGGAACAAAACGUGACGAGGAGGAGUGGCCUCUUAAAGAAGUGGUAUUCCUCGAAGACGUGAAGAGCGUGCCACUAGGCAGAGUUCUGAAAGUGGACGGGGCGUACGCCGCUGUACGAUUUCCAUCAAUUGGCAAGGACGGAAAGGAAAUAAUUCCUGCAACACCCGAUGACUGGACUACACUACUGCAGGAUUGUCGUUUGGUGCGCAAAGACGAUUUGGUUGCCGUGAAAUGGGGCGCUGGCGGUUCAGCUGGGUCGCGUGGUCCGGACUGCCUGCAACGCACGCCUAGGAAGAUCGCCCUACCACCCGAGUUGCAGGUUAUCACAAUUGCGGUCGAUAAUAGAGGCGUGCACGCCGUAGUGAGACGUCCCGGUGGCGCCCUAGCGUACGCUGUCUACGCCGUAGGGACCACCCGGGCUCUCACCGAUAGCGUCUUUCCUACUGACCAUACAGCCUUGUUGGGUCAAACAAAUGGACUAGCUAUACAAUUAGCUACUGCUGCUGAAGGUAGCGAACCAGUAGUGAUGAUGCUGGACGGUAACAGCGCUCUGUACCCAAUUGCGCGAGACUGCGUGGGAAUGGUGCGCGAGCCACCGCCUCUGAACCUGGCCCCUGCGAGGGCUAUAACUGCGCAUGCGCUCCCGCUCCAUCCACAUGGCGCUGCGCACUCCUCACACGCUCCACUUAAAUCACAGGUCGCUCUCAUAAUAGUUGUACCGGAGCCCCAGCUUAUGAUGCCACGCGUGCUCCGCUGUGACUUAGAUGGAGUGCGUCAGGUGCUUCAUCAGCUUGAAGCAGAAAACAACAAACAACAAAUAUUAUCAAUCAUACAAGAACGUUGUGAUGGAAAUCGAAAUAUACUUCAUGCUUGUGUACACAUGUGCGCGCCAACAUCAAACAAGGAGCCCGACAUAGUAGAAAAUCCAUCAGUACCGAAUAUUCCUAACGCGUCUAGUGGAAGUGGCAACGAGGAAGCGGUGCCGGCUCUUUCUUGGCCACCGGAAACGUUUGAGGCUUCUGGCGAUGAAGACAGUUUGAUGGGCAUCUCAAACAAUGGCAAAAUGUCAAACAGCGGUAAUGGCGGUUCGGUGAGCGUGGACCCGGCUGAGAGACGCGGCAAUGCCCUUUCGGCUCUUCGGGCGUUAUGCGAGAGUGCCGUUCUGCAGCCGUACCUUAUGCAGAUACUUACUGCCAAGGAUGGCAUGGGUCAAACUCCCCUAAUGGCAGCAGUUGCUGAGCGAGCUUACCGCGCCGCGUUGCUGAUACUCGACGCAAUACGCGCUUGUCCUGACGCAGACGAAAGCCAACGGUCGGCCGCUAUCUUUCCGCCCAAUGCUCACCCGGAUCAUUCACCACUUUUGGUACUCUGCUGCAACGACACUUGCAGCUUCACGUGGACCGGGCAAGACCAUAUCAAUCAAGAUAUCUUCGAAUGUAAAACUUGCGGUCUCACUGGUUCCCUGUGCUGCUGCACCGAAUGCGCUAAGGUGUGCCAUAAAGGCCACGACUGCAAAUUGAAGCGCACAUCGCCAACUGCAUAUUGUGAUUGUUGGGAGAAGUGUCGCUGCAAGGCUCUGGUGGGUGGCAACUGGGCUGCUCGCUGCGACUUGUUAGCUCGCCUAGCUAGAGACACGCAACUAGCUACCCACUUCAACUCGAGAGGGGAAUCUAUUCUAUUAUUUUUGGUUCAAACUGUGGGGAGGCAAGCAGUAGAACAGCGACAAUUUCGUGCCGGUAGUGGGCGUGCCCGCGGCCCACGAAAGCAACCCGGGUCUGAUGCAGAACUAGAUGUUCCGGACCAUGAUUUAGAACCGCCACGUUUUGCUAGAAGAGCAUUAGUUCAAUUGUUAGCCGACUGGGCGGCCGUGGAAGCAGCAGUGAUGUGCGGUGCUAAUGCCAACGAAGGCGAAGGCGGUCCAUCGAGCCCUUCUCAUCAGCAGUCAGGCACCACGCUUCUUGACAAAUUCACGCAUGCGCUAAUAGUCAAGUGCACUAAUGAGAUGUUGGAUACCCUGUUGCACACUUUAAUCCGAGAACAGAAAAAUGACGCAAUUCCCGGGAGGGCGGAGCGCGCUCGCGAAGUUACACGACGAUUCGUACGGUCCGUCGCAAGAAUUUAUGUUAUAUUCAGCGUCGAAAUGGCUCCAGGUGCAUCGAAGAAAAAGGGACCUGUGUCUAUAACCUCGUCGCUAGUGCGUUGCCGUCGAGUUUUCGCCGCGUUGGUAGAGUUAUCAGUUGAGGAAUUGGUUGAAGCUGCGGACGCGUUGCUAGCACCUGUACGUCUAGGUGUCGUACGCCCCACGGCCCCAUUCCCCUUGGCUACAACUUAUGUCGACUUAGUUAACGGCAGCGAAGAUUUAUUCGGGGUCGAACCUUUGUCUACUGGGCAUCCACGUCAUGCAUCUCGCAGGGAGUCAAACGCAAACGGUAAUCGAGCAGCGGCGACUGGUGGCACAUCAAUAGGCAGUUCAACAUUAGUUCCCGAUCGAUCGUCCACACCCGUGGCGACCGAAUACGCGGAUGACGUGGCAGGAGAGGCCCUCGGCGGAGACGACGACGCCUCUGAAACUGACGAACCCAAUACGCCCGCCCCCACGCAACAACAAGACGCGCAACAUCACGAUGAUCCUAUGGGUGAUAGGGGUGCUGAUCAGCACGUUGUGGUCGAAAAUGGAACAGAACGCGCCGAGGGCGGCGAGAGCGAAAGUGAACUGGAUAUGCUAGCUGAAGUCGAAACGGAGAGUGACUCCGACGAUCAAGACAAUGCUGAAUCCGCACAACGUAGUGUCCAGACCGGUGCCACUCAGGGCUCUGAUGCCGGAAUAGCGUCGCUGUUAUUGUACCCAGAGGAGGAGAGCGGGGAUUCGACGCAGCCGGAGGACGAGGACUCGGAGGCGGGGGAGACGGACGAGCAGGAAGGCGAGUCGGAGCCGCCCCUGCACGACGGCGAGACGCUGGAGAGAAGAGCAGCCCCGCCCACUAGGACCAAUCUCGCGCCCCACUCCAUGCAAUGGGCUAUUCGCUCACGUGAAGCAUUACGCGGUGGAACAAGUGGAACUGGUAGCGUUCGCCUCACUGGUGCCUCGUCUCUAGUAUUCAUCGACCCAGCAUCUUUACGGCGGUCAGCAGCAGCAGCCGCCGCUGGUGCUCAUGAUCCACAUUCUACCUCUACCACUGCGUCGUUCCUCGCGAGAGCGUUUGGUAUCGUAAUACGCCAAAUAGCAGAUCUGCUUUGGGAAUACGAGCGCGCACCUUUGCCAUUGACUCGUAUGUUGCCUUUCGCUUAUUCUGACGCUCUGCGCCUCCAAUGCUACUUGGAACGUCAGCUCAAACCGACGUGGGAUUGGCUCGUCACCGUCAUGGACGCUACUGAAGCGCAACUAAGGUUUGGCGCAUCGCUAACUUCGAACAACGCCAGUACAUCAACAGCUGAGACAAGUCGUGCCACGGCACCCGCAACGCGACGCACCACAUUUACUACCCCCGCCACUCGUAUCAUUGGAUUUUCAGAGGCGCCUCGUGCCAGAGACCGAGAUCAGGGUGUCGAAGCUGGUAGCGCCCGCCGCGAGUUUUUAGCCUACUGCCUCUCUUUGCUCCGGGCGCACAGCGCGGAGCACGCGGAACAGUUGCCAGUUCUAGAUGUUGCGGCUCUUAAACAUGUCGCCUACGUCUUGGAUGCUCUCGUGUAUUAUAUGAGAGCGGCGCAGCCUCAACCGCAUCAUCAUCACCAUUUAUGGACACCGGACGAGAAUGAGAAUGAAGAAGGCGAAGAAGAGAUGGUAGUGGGAGGCAACGCGGCUGUCGAAUCCGAUAACGAGGGAGAAAACGGUCGCGGGAGACAACACUCUUUCUUCCAACGGACCGAUUCCACCCUCUGUCUUGGCUGUCCUCCACCUGAUCCAUUUAAUAUGACUAUGCAAGACGCCUUACCGCUCGCGGACCAACCGCAACUUUUGCAACCGAAUGCACGUCGAGAGGAAUUGUUCGGGAUGCCCAGACAGCCCGUCACUGUACCAGCCUCCGGCGAUGGACCACCCGGAAUAAAUAACCCCCUGGAAGUGGUGCCCCGUCGACUAGGGCUGUCGAGUCGCGGGCCUGAACGGGGUUGGUCACCGCCACCUCGUCCGGCUUCGGCGCCGCCAACACAUCCUCACUCACAUAUACUGCCAAGAGAUGAACCACAGGACCUCUCCUGCGCAAAGGAUACUGUGUCAAAGAUGGAUAUGGACACAGAUGGCGAGUACGUAUCGGAUUCUGACUCGAACGAAGCAAGACAAAUUACUAGGAAAAAGCACCAUAGACAUCCUCACAUAGCAUCAUCCAAUAGCAACCAGAUGCACGAUUCAAACUCUUCGAGUUCAGAGUUCCAUACUUUGGUAAAUACGGCGUGUUCUAUCAUGGAAGCGCCUCAUCAACAGAGCCUCAACAUAUCGCCAUCUCCAGGUCCUAGUGGCUUGAACUCAAUUUCGCAAGAUAUGCGCGGAAGUUCUUCCCGAAGCCCUGGAAAGUCCGUUAUUGUACGUGCUAGCCGUGAACGUCAGGGGGAACUGCUGAGUGCGGCCGAUCCGCUCGAAUCGCAAGAGAUCUCCGCUCACGUCACCGUAGAAACGACGGGGUUGCCCCCACCACCUCCACUACCGCCGCAAAUGAACCCCCAGCCAUUACCACGUGCGUGUCCCUCCUUGGGUGCCUCGGUGUCCCACGAUCUACUAUUGGGCAGAUGGCGCUUAUCGCUCGACCUCUUCGGACGCGUCUUUACAGAGGACGUCGGCCUCGAACCGGGGUCUGUGGUGUCCGAGCUUGGCGGGUUCCCUGUCAAAGAAGUGAAGUUCCGCAGGGAUAUGGAGAAAUUGAGGACAUCGGCACAGAAAGAUUUGACACUGCAUAAGAUGGAACGAGAGCGCGCUAAACUUCUCCAGCAGACAUUUGCAGAGCUGAAUAGUGCUUUCGCCGGGCAAAAUAGACGUGCGCACGGUGUACAGCCCCCCCUCACCGUCAACCGGGUUAAGGUCACUUUCAGGGAUGAGCCGGGAGAGGGCAGUGGUGUCGCCCGCUCCUUCUACACUAGUGUCGCUGAGGCUCUUCUCGCGAAUGAAAAACUACCGCCAUUGGAACCAACAACAGGCAGCGGUAGUAACAACAGUGCUACCAAUGGCACAUCUGGGCCUGCGAGUGGUGCUGCUAGCGGAGCCACAGGGAAUAGUGGAGCAAGAAGCAGCAGCGGUGCAGGACGCGCUAGGACGAAGGACACGGCCCGGCGAGGAGCUGGCAGACCUGCACCUCGCCCGCCAUCUUCCAGGGAGCCGCGUAGAGUGCUCAGCGUAGACGCCAGACCUUAUUCACCACAAGGCGCACCCGGGACUGACGGCGCGAGCUAUAGCGGCGAACGAUCUAGUGGACACAAUGAACACCUCACCGUUCAUCAAGCUCAAUUAGGCGAAAGGCUCUAUCCUAAGGUUUACUUGUUGCACCCAACGUUCGCGGGGAAGAUAACCGGAAUGUUGUUGGAACUGACUCCGGCACAGUUGCUUGUGCUACUCGCUAGUGAAGACGCGCUGAGGCAGAAGGUGCGCGAAGCAAUGGAUCUCAUAGUUAUGCACCCGUCGGAAGCGAUAUUAGAUCUAGACGUUUUCUCUCUGUCGGAACGUGGAGCGGGUGCGGCAAUAGGCACUAGCAGCUCUCUUGCGGCUCCUGAUGACGCAGCACCCCUGUUUUACUCCCCUGGCAAGCGAGGCUAUUACUCGCCUCGCCAAGGUCGAGCAACACCCGAGAGAAUCAAUGCCUUCAGAAAUGUUGGACGAAUAAUUGGUCUUUGUCUACUACAAAACGAGUUGUGCCCGAUGUUCCUCAACCGACACGUGCUCAAGUACUUGCUGGGACGCAAAAUUCGCUUCCACGAUCUCGCCUUCUUCGAUCCGGUUGUGUACGAGAGCUUGAGGCAACUUGUCGUCGACGCUGAAACGGGAGACUCUCAUUCACUAUUCGCUGCAUUAGAUCUCAACUUUAGCCUUGAAAUGUGUGAAGAAGAGGGCGGUGGGUGUGUGGAACUUGUACCGGGCGGGCGCGAAAUCGAAGUCACGGCUCUUAACGUUUACGAUUAUGUGCGGAAAUACGCGCAACAACGCAUGGUCAUCGCACAGGAGAAAGCAUUAGAGGCAAUGCGGGUUGGAGUUCUAGAUGUUCUGCCAGAAUCUGCCCUGGAGGGGCUCACCGCUGAAGACCUACGGUUACUACUAAAUGGAGUCGGCGAUAUAAAUGUGACUGCACUAGUUUCGUACACUGGUUUUAAUGAUGAAAGCGGCGAACCACCAGAACGACUUGCUAGGUUUAAGCGUUGGCUAUGGGCAAUUGUCGAUAAAAUGACUCACUUGGAACGACAAGAUUUGGUAUACUUUUGGACGGGAUCUCCAGCUCUACCGGCUUCCGAAGAAGGAUUUCAACCAAUGCCCUCGGUCACAAUCCGACCCGCUGACGAUGCACAUCUCCCCACCGCGAACACCUGCAUCUCACGGCUUUAUAUACCUCUGUACUCCUCACGACACGUUCUUAAACAUAAAUUAUUACUCGCUAUUAAAACUAAAAACUUUGGCUUUGUCUAG
This is a messenger RNA of Leptosia nina, 8574 nucleotides long. The record is from the annotation of a GenBank genome assembly. NCBI's taxonomy places the organism in Eukaryota, Metazoa, Arthropoda, Insecta, Lepidoptera, Pieridae.